CUCUCAGAAACCAAACAGGAGAAUCCAGAAGGUGGCAGCUUGAGAAAGUCUCCCUUUAACUUAUUCAUGAAUCACCUACAGGGGAAAAAGUCCUCUGAGAAAGAGGGGAAAUCUCCAAGCUCUUUGGUCAGCAAAUUGUUCAGGGGAUCAAAACCCAACCCUCCCGAACCUGACCUUAAAAAGGAGACCAGUGAGCUAGAAACAAAUGAUUCUCCACCUGAUAAGCAGAUGGAGACUGAGGCCAAGAGCAAGGCUAAAAUUGAGACCAAGACUGAGAUAACAACGACCUCAGAAGCAGUAGAGUCUCAAUCACUUGGCAUGGAAAGAGAUUUAAGAUCCGAUAUGAUUAAGAUGGAGCAGUUCUUCCAGAAGCUGGGAAAGAAACCCAACAGCAGUAGCAUCAACCUAAACAACUGUGGAUUGACCUUGACUGAUAUUACUGAAUUAGUGGCUUUCUUGCCUCUUCUCCCAGAUCUAGAAGAACUAGAUGUUUCCUGGAAUAACUUCAUAGGUGGAGCUCUCAAGCCAAUCAUGCUACAACUUCAUCAUGCCAGCAAAUUAAAAAUCGUCAGACUGAAUAACUGUCGACUCACAGUCAAUGAUGUCUUAGCACUGGGAGAAGCCCUUAAAACUACCCCAUACCUGGAAGAACUCAACUUAUCCUGGAACAGCUGUGUAGGAGGAAAUCUAAGCCAGAUCCUCCAGGGCGUCCAAGAAGGAAGCAAGGUCCAAAUCCUAAGGUUGAUAGACUGUGACCUCACAGCAGAAGAUGCAGCAUCUGUAGGUCAUGUGCUACCCUUGAUGCAGAAUCUCAAAGUGUUUGAUCUUUCCAUAAAUAGAAACGUUGGCUGCAAUCUAACCGUUAUUGCCCAGGGGCUGAAAAAUACCCCAUGCCUGAACGUAUUAAAGUUACAUACAUGUGGAUUAACUCAAGACAGCAUCCAGAUUUUAGGUGCUGCUUUUGGACAUUUGUUUGAGUUAAGGGAAUUGGACCUGUCCAGCAACAAGGAGGUAGGGGGAGGAUUUAAAGACUCUGCUGCCCACUUGGCUCAUCUGAAGCAUCUCCAAGUCUUGGACCUUCAUCAGUGUUCAUUACUGGAAGAGGACAUAGCAUCUCUGACCCAGGUCAUCCCUUUACUCUCCAGUCUUCAGGAAUUGGAUUUAUCAGCCAACAAGAAGGUGGGCAACUCUUCUGAAAAUCUCCUCAGUAGGCUGCGAUUCUUACCAGAGUUGGCAACUUUGCUCAUCAAUGGCUGUGCAUUAGGAAAAGAUGCAUUCACUGCUCUUGCUGAAGCCUCAAUGUAUCUCCCUGCCCUGAAGAUACUUGACCUUUCUUGGAAUAAGUAUGUUGGAGGAAACCUCAAUAUGCUUUUAGAAACUCUGAAGCUAUCUGCUGCCCUCCAAGUGCUGAGAUUGAGAAGCUGCUCCCUGGUUGCUGAGGAUAUGGCUUUCCUUGCAUCUGUUAUACAAAGCGGUCAUCUUACCAAGCUGCAACAGCUGGAUCUGAGCUACAAUGACAACAUUUCAGAUGAAGGCUGGGCCAUUUUCAGUCAAAAUGUGCCGUUCUUAAAGGAACUGACCGAGCUGGACAUCAGUCUUCGGCCAGCCAACUUUCGUGAAUGUGGACAGUGGUUUGGACACUUGCUAAAUGGUUUGACCAAACUGCCCCUGCUCUCGGAGCUAGGAAUCCAAAGAUGGAGGAUCCCAGAGCCCCAGGAGGAAGAGCUGGAGUAUUUCAACCAAGAACACAAAAGGAACGUCCACUUUGACUAUGGCGGGUUCCAAUGACAUCUGUUUUCCCAGGGCUACCGAAAAGAAAACAAAAACCUUUUUCUAUUAAUAAU
Molecule: messenger RNA, 1844 nt
Organism: Gracilinanus agilis (Agile Gracile Mouse Opossum)
Lineage: Eukaryota; Metazoa; Chordata; Mammalia; Didelphimorphia; Didelphidae
Gene: LRRC31
Product: leucine rich repeat containing 31
Exons: 9
Molecular function (GO): protein binding
Source: RefSeq, a predicted model, not a curated record